AUGAAGAAAACUCCGCCUCCGUACGACAGGAAAUUCACUCCAGGUCGCGACAGGAAGUUGAUUCUGACAGGGGUUAAAGGUCACCACUCAGGGCUGUUGCUGGAUGAUGACUCAUUAUCAUGUGACUCAUCAUCAUGUGGCUCAUCAUGUGACGUCCACGUGAACGACAUCAACUUUGAGAACAUGAGUAACGACGACGCUGUCAGAGUCCUCAGAGAGGUCGUCCACAAACCGGGUCCAGUGACGUUAACGGUGGCAAAGUGUUGGGAUCCAAACCCACGAGGCUGCUUUACACUGCCAAGGAGCGAGCCGGUCCGUCCGAUCGACCCCGCUGCCUGGGUGUCACACACCGCCGCCAUGACGGGGAGUCUACUCCCACACUAUGGCGUGCACGAAGAAAACCAUCUCACCAUCCACAGCGACAUGACGGCUGUUGUCAAGGCGAUGGCCAAUCCUGAGUCGGGCCUGGAGGUUCGGGACCGGAUGUGGCUGAAGAUCACCAUCCCCAACGCCUUCAUCGGUUCAGACGUGGUGGACUGGCUCCACUGUAACGUGGAAGGCUUCACUGACCGCCGCGAAGCUCGCAAGUAUGCAGGAAACCUGCUGAAGGCCGGUUACAUCAAACACACCGUCAACAAGGUGACCUUCUCUGAACAGUGCUACUACGUGUUCGGGGACCUCUGUGGAGAUCUGGGUCUGAUGUCUCUGCUGGAUCAAGAAGAGGCCUCCAGUCGUGGAGGAGGAUCAGAUGGUGACCCCCAGGCUCCAGCAUCAGGUCCCCAGUGGGCCCCAGCCUUCCCCUACCAGUACCCCGUCCCUCACCCCUACAGCUCGCCCCACCCCCUCCCUCAGCUGCCGGCCUGGGGGGGAGGAGGAGAAGGCAGUCAACACAGUGGAGGAAGUCGUAGCAGCGGAUCAAACUGUAGUGACCGUCUGAAGGAAGGAGGGGGAGGAGAGAGCGGAUCAGAGCCCACCAAAGAGAGAGUGAGCACUUCACCUGACAAACAGCUGGUGGCGGACUCCCUCACUGCUGCCGCCGGCACCCGUCAACCCCCAACCUCCUUCUCUGGUCUCCAUGGUAACAAAGACUCUAAGGACCUCCCGCCGGCACCGUCGCCAUCUCAAGCUCAGCCUGGCGACCUUUCUGCUUCCCGGCAGUCCUUCUGCCUGGCCAUGGGAAACCCCAGUGAUUUCUUUGUGGAUGUCAUGUGAUGAUGAUGUCACAACCUGUCCUGGUUUUAAAAAGAAGACAUUUGUACAAUCUGCUGACGCUGAUCAAAGAACCAUAUUUAAGUUUUUAAACUCCACAGAAGGAACUGAACGAAUGAAAGAAACUUUUGUGUUUAAGCAUUUGAACUCAUUCAGGGACGUUUAACUUCAGUAGAACCUCGUUGAUGCUGAACGCGGUGUUUGUUUUGGACAUUCCUCCAGCAGAGUCCUCAGGCUGGGUCGUCUCCAGGACUACAUCUAUAUACUCAGAACAGUUUGAGUACCUUGGGUCUUUAUUGGUUUACUGGGAGAUCUAUACCCAGAAACAUAUCAGUUUAUCGUUGGGAACCAACCAAAGUGUCAUAUUCUGCAGGUCGUUGUGAAGCUCCCUCUGUUGAUGACUUUGAUUGGUUGAUUGAUUACAAUUGUUCCACUUAAAACUGGUGGAAGCACAGUGAAAGAAGAACAGAACAGAUUUGGUGGAAAAACACUACCAGAUACUCAGAAAAGUAUCUUGUGGUCUUUGUAUGUCUUUUACUGGACUACCGAAGCUCUCGGUCUAACGGUGGAUCUCUGGUUAUGAACUUUGGUGAGUAAAAGAAGGAGAUUGCCAUCAGGAAGGAGGUUGGAGGAGGACUGCUAUAUGUUAUAAGCAGUCUGUUCAGGUGGUUUGGAGGUUUCUCUUUAGAGGUAUUCUGGCCAACUGGAAGCAGACCUGGACCUUGCUGAGCCUGCCGCCACCACGUUCAGGCUUCGGGGUUCUUACACUGAAGAGUUAACAAGGUGGAAUAUUUGUUUACUGGCUCAUUAUGGACCAGUUUGUGAGCAGGAUUCAGGUCUCAGUUCUGUACCUCAGUGUUUAUCUUUCCAUUGUCUUCACCUGCAAUCAUAUUGUGCACACCUUUAAUCAUAUUAAUAUAUGAGAUAUCAGUCUGAUGUUUUUAUUUAUGAACAUAGUUUUAUUUUCCUCUGCUGCUCGUCUUCACUCUCUGAAGAGUUUUAACAUUAAAAA
Molecule: messenger RNA, 2221 nt
Organism: Morone saxatilis (striped sea-bass)
Lineage: Eukaryota; Metazoa; Chordata; Actinopteri; Moronidae
Product: segment polarity protein dishevelled homolog DVL-3
Exons: 8
Coding region: 1-1212 (403 amino acids)
Biological process (GO): intracellular signal transduction; canonical Wnt signaling pathway
Cellular component (GO): cytosol
Molecular function (GO): frizzled binding
Source: RefSeq, a predicted model, not a curated record